Molecule: messenger RNA, 7671 nt
Organism: Osmerus eperlanus (European smelt)
Lineage: Eukaryota; Metazoa; Chordata; Actinopteri; Osmeriformes; Osmeridae
Product: AMP deaminase 2-like
Exons: 20
Coding region: 597-3470 (957 amino acids)
Biological process (GO): AMP metabolic process; IMP salvage
Cellular component (GO): cytosol
Molecular function (GO): AMP deaminase activity
Source: RefSeq, a predicted model, not a curated record
UCACAGCAGACACACUGUCAAUUUGGCAUUACUUACUCAAUGCUCAACUUCUAAACUUCUCAAAAGCAGUUACCCGGCAUCAUUUCCCCAUGUUGCCAAGUUACGCCUUCUUGUUCCCAGCUGGAAACGUGUGGCAGACGUGACUGAUGAAAGGUCCCGGGGGUUAGCCUAUGCUCUGGCACAGCAGGGCUGUCCUAGGUGAGACUAAUUGCUUAUAGGUCAGCUCACUGGGCUGGGAUCUGGCACCAGAUGAAAUCAGAGUUUUGACAUGAGAGGAAGUUGGAACAUGGAGAGCAUCGUGAGCCAGCCUGCAGGGAUAUCUGGCUUUUUGCAGCGAUGUCACACCUUAUUUAUAAGCUGUAAUGUCAGCCAUUGAGAAUUUCAUCCACCCCUCUUAACACUGGCCGGACCUGCCUGCCUGCCUGUCUCCCCUCAGAGAGGUUUUCCAUAAAGGCAGUUGGGGGCGAGUGGGAAGGUUUGAUCCGUCCGUCGUGGCCUAAUCAGCUCUGUGUUCGUCCGUGGCCAGCCUGAAGUGCUGUGGGAUCUCCUAGCAAGCCUCUGCCGGCUGUCUUGCUGGUUGCAGACUCUGGACUGCAAUGCCCUCCUCCUCCUCCGUCCUCACCCGGCUCCGGAUUGGCUCGCGGGCCCUCGUUCCGCGGUUGCUGGGGCAACCGUGGAAGACGCGGCCCAGCGUGACAGGGGAGGGUCCUGGGCUGUCAGGAGUCCCACCACCACGCAGCCUGCCUGCCUGUGACCUGGGGAGGGGGAGGGGCCUGAGCCAGCAGCCCUGCAGAGGGACUUCCUCCACAGGCCCACCCCGGGCCCUGCCACCCCACUGCAGCCACAGUCCCGCUGCUGGGAGCAUCUCUCUUAGCGCUGUCAUCAGACCAGCUGCUUCUCUCUGCCUCUGCCGGCUUUUCUGCACCUCUGAGUCACUCUGCUCCGGCCGUCGUAGGAGCACAGGCAGCACGAUGUCCUCCUCCUCCUCCACCACCACCGCAGGCGAAGGCAGGGGGAAGCCCAAGCCCAGUUCCCCGCUACGCAAGAGGGGGAGCCUGCAGAGCACCACUAGCCCUGACCUGCGUGGAGCCACAGGGCCCAAGCCCCUCAAGCCCCAGCGUUCCCUCCCCGGGACCCCCGUCACCCUCAAGCACUUUGACCUGAAGACCUCCAUGGACGGCAAGUACAAGGAGAUCGCCGAGGAGCUGUUCACUCGCAGCCUGGCGGAGAGCGAGAUGCGCAGCGCUCCCUAUGAGUUCCCAGAGGACAGCCCCAUCGAGCAGCUGGAGGAGAGACGCCACCGUCUGGAGAGACAGAUCAGCCAGGACAUCAAGCUUGAGCCUGAGAUCCUGCUGCGAGCCAAGCAGGACUUCAUGAAGAUCGACAGUGCUGCCGACCUGGAGUUCAUGAACGACCAGAGUGAGGACAUGGUGGACGACGGCUUCAGGGAGAGACACAUUCCGAUGGAGAAAGAGUACCAGCGCGUGUCCAUCUCUGGAGAGGAGAAGUGUGGGGUCCCUUUCAUAGACCUGGUAGACGCCGCCAAGUGUGUGGUGAAGUCCCUGUUCAUCCGGGAGAAGUACAUAGCCCUGUCCAUGCAGAACUUCUGCAAGACCACCGCCCGCUCCCUGCAGGAGCUGGGGGAGAAGCCUCUGGAUCUGCGCGUCUACGAGGAGAUCCCCGAGACCCCCGUGGACGCUGAUGCCCCUGUCCACCCCCCCGUAUCGAAGACCCACCCCUACGAGAACCAGGACCCCAAGAACAUGCCGGGCGACACAGGCUACAGCUGCAAGAUGGUGGACGGGGUGGUCCACGUCUUCACCAAGAAGAGCCCCAUGGAGAAGAGCACAGAGCUGGACCUGCCCUACCCAGAUCUGAAGGAGUACAUCGCUGACAUGAACGUCAUGAUGGCCCUCAUCAUCAACGGGCCUGUGAAGUCUUUCUGCUACCGGCGUCUGCAGUACCUGAGCUCCAAGUUCCAGAUGCACAUCCUGCUGAACGAGAUGAAGGAGCUGGCCGCCCAGAAGAAGGUCCCUCACCGUGACUUCUACAACAUCCGCAAGGUGGACACACACAUCCACGCGUCGUCCUGCAUGAAUCAGAAGCACCUGCUGCGCUUCAUCAAGCGAGCCAUGAAGAAGUACCCGGGGGAGAUCGUCCACGUGGAGAGGGGCAAGGGCCAGACCCUGAUGGAGGUGUUUGAGUCCAUGAACCUGACCGCCUUCGACCUGAGCGUGGACACGCUGGACAUGCACGCGGACCGCAACACGUUCCACCGCUUCGACAAGUUCAACGCCAAGUACAACCCCAUCGGAGAGUCCAUCCUCCGAGAGAUCUUCAUCAAGACGGACAACCACAUCGAGGGGAAGUACUUUGCUCACAUCAUCAAGGAGGUGAUGGCCGACCUGGAGGAGAGCAAGUACCAGAACACGGAGCUGCGCCUCUCCAUCUACGGCCGCUCCCGGGACGAGUGGGACCGGCUGGCCCAGUGGGCCGUCAAGCACCAGGUCUACUCCGACAACAUCCGCUGGCUCAUCCAGGUGCCACGCCUCUUUGAUGUGUACCACACCAAGAAGCAGCUGGCCAACUUCCAGGAGAUGCUGGAGAACAUCUUCCUGCCCCUGUUCGAGGUCACGGUCAACCCCCGCAGCCACCCCGAGCUCCAUCUCUUCCUGCAGCAUUUGGUGGGCUUCGACAGCGUGGAUGACGAGUCCAAGCCGGAGCACCACAUCUUCAACAUGGACAGCCCCCUGCCGGCCCAGUGGACGGAGGAGGACAACCCUCCCUACUCCUACUACCUGUACUACACCUACGCCAACAUGACCGUGCUCAACCACCUGCGCAGGAGGCGUGGCUUUAACACGUUCGUCCUGCGGCCUCACUGCGGGGAGGCGGGGCCUAUCCACCACCUGGUGUCGGGUUUCAUGCUGUCAGAGAACAUCUCUCACGGGCUGCUGCUUCGGAAGGCCCCAGUGCUGCAGUACCUGUACUACCUGGCCCAGAUCGGCAUCGCCAUGUCUCCCCUCAGCAACAACAGCCUGUUCCUCAGCUACCACCGUAACCCCCUGCCUGAGUACCUGUCCAGGGGCCUCAUCGUGUCCCUGUCCACUGACGACCCCCUGCAGUUCCACUUCACCAAGGAGCCCCUGAUGGAGGAGUACAGCAUAGCGGCCCAGGUGUGGAAGCUGAGCUCCUGUGACAUGUGUGAGCUGGCCCGGAACAGUGUCCUCAUGAGCGGCUUCUCCCACAAGGCUAAGAGCUACUGGCUGGGCCCCAACUACAGCAGGGAGGGGCCGGAGAGCAACGACAUCCGCCGCACCAACGUGCCGGACAUCCGCGUGGCGUACCGCAGCGAGACGCUGAGCGAGGAGCUCCACCUCAUCACCCACGCCGUGCGCAACCAGGAGCUGGACAUCAUCGACGAGGAGGACACCCUCACCAUGGUCCCGCUGGCCCCGGGGAAGCCCUAGACCCCCUCCCCUUCAGAACUACCACUCCUCCCCCUAUACCUCUCCUCCUCUCCCCUCCUCCCCCCCCCCCCCCCUCUCCCAACACGUUGUGAGGUGAGAUCCAGCUUACCUCUCGUACCCACGCCAGCCCCAGCACUCCCUUGAAAAAGCUCUUACUGUGCACUUGCCCCCCCCGCCCGCCCGCCCCAGCCCGGCAGACCAAACCGACAGCCAAGUAUGCCCACCGCUCAUCCGGUUCCCCUCCUCCCCUCCAGCACCCUCCAGCCUGGGGUUCGGGGAGGGGUACAGUUGUCUUCACAACAGGUCCUGGUUAGGUCCUAUCACAGCCAUCGUUGAUUUCCCCCCAUAACUUUGUCGCUUUGGGUGUUUGUCCACAUUUUCCUAUGCCUCUACUUCCCUCUCCCAUCUUCUCUCUCUCCCCCUUUUUCUCUCACUGUGAUUAUGUGUUCAGUCUGCACAGCCAGUGUUGGCAGGAGACAUCUCCAGUGCUUAGUGUUGUCCUGGAACGCCCACGUGGGAGACGGAAGAGACUGAAGCUGGUGGGGUUUCUCUCCAGCUGUAGAGUAACUGUGAGAAUCCCGCCCGGUCUCCCAAAGCGUUCAGAACCCUGCAUGGGAAGGCCCUGCGUUGCAUUCUGAGAUUGUCGCAUGAUUGUAUACAUCCACACACACGCACGCAUACACCAAAACACACACACUCUGCACAGUUAGCCCGUCCCACGAAGCUGCUUAUCUUCCAUAACCCAGUCACGCUGCCUUACCAAAGCUCCACGCUAGCUAGUGCCCCGUCUGCACGAAGGGGAUAGGCUCCUUAUGAAGUAGCGACGCAGACAAACAGCAAUAUAAAACGACCAGCGAUGUCUGCGGUUUUGCCUUUACCUACACAGCACUUAGAAGAAGAAAAAACGCAUGGGUGGGUCUUGACGUCUGGCUAUAUAUCGCCCCCUUUCACGUAGGAGGGGAAAACUCCUAUAGUAACUCCAAAGUUGCAUGGAAACAGUGAGGCUGCUGCUGAUGUGAAGCCUAGAGAGAGAUGUUACAGGGACCAGAGCAGAUGCACUGGACCAAUGCUCCAGUCUGCUCCAUCCAAUCACCAGGGUUUUUUCUUCAUGGGUCGGGGGAUGUUUCUCGCGACUCAUUGGCUACGUAGGACUCCGCCCCCCCACAGCGUGAUUGGCUGUAGGGAAAGCCAGCAGAUAGUGCUUCCAGUACAGCCCCAUGCAGGGCUAAAGUCCAGCCCAACACCAGCCUGUGUGUCUGUCUACUGCAAACAUUCCACGGGGCCAACAUUUAAAGAAGGUUAUUUUCGUCUGCGGCCUGUGUACAUAGACAGAAUUCCCGUUAGUUUUAUGAAGCAGCCAAGAAGAGUAGAUGUAUACUGCAGGAGUAGAUGUGUGUAUAUUAUUGAAAAGAGUAUGAAGAUCUCGUCUUGGUAUAGAUUUCAUGGUAGACCAUUUACGGGGUAUGAACAGGGAGGUGUGUGUGUGUGUGUACGUGUGUGUGUGCACAUGUAUGUGUGUAUGAGGAGACCCCUUGGCCACAGCUUGCAGCUCCCAGCACAAGUACCUGAAGAUGAGUUCACUUUCGUCCAAGCCGGGGAAAGAGGGUCUCCCCCACACCAUUACCUCAACUGUCCAACAUGCCCCUGUGUGUGUGUGUGUGUGUGUGUGUGUGUGUGUGUGUGUGUGUGUGUGGGUGUUGGAGAGAGGAACACACACACUUAUCUUUGGUCCAGUGCAGAGACUAGACUGGAUCCCAGACUUGGUCCCACGUGUUGUGUUUUGACUGCAUGCAGAGCACCGUAUGCAUCAAGCCACAGACUAACCAGUGCCUUUUUAAUUUGAGCUUUGGGCACCGCCUAGCCGCCUCUGUCCUGGCUGUUUCCACGUGUCAAGCCUCAGUCCACCUCGCUACCGUCUAGAACAAAAAGCAAGAAGAAGCAAGAAACGCCCCCUCUUUCUCUCUCUCCGAGCUUCAGCAGGGAAGUGCUGUUUGUCCUCCUCCAGAACCGACCCCAGAGGGACCCGGGCUGCAUGCUCGUCUUCCUCCUCCAGAACUGAGGCCUUGGCCUUGAAGAAGAAAGCCUUGACUUUUUAAACCAGUAGCCUCCUCUGGUUCCUCUUUAGCUGCCUAGUUCUCAGUGCGUCCUGUGUUUCUGCAUGUCAGCAUGGAGUCACGGAGGGGCCUGGGAGGAGAGUCAGAGAAGCCGGGGCGUAAUGUGAAGUAGCACAGAUUCCAAGGUGGCCGACCGGGCCAUGUACCGCAUGGAGUAUGUGUGAGGGAUCUUUUAGCGCUGCCAAACCGAGUGGAAGUCUGCUCUUUCGCCCCCCAGUGGAUAGUUUGAACAGUGCAGGGUCCUGGUAGACUUGCUGCAUGACUGGCCAGCAUUAGGUCUGUGCUGCUACAGAUAUUGACGCACUCCCCAUAGUAACAUCUUGCUGGUGUUCACCAAAAGCACCUUUUUGUCCUGUGUAGCUUGCCAUGCAUCUAACCUACUUCUCCCUGUCAUUGGACCUAUUUCAUGUCCAUCAAACUGUGAGCUUAUUUUUCUUUGUUUUCUUAGAUAUAUCAUAUUGAUCUAAUAUAAGUGUAACUUCUACUGCUGGUCUGCUUGCACAGUACCUUAUGAUGGCAAGACUGUUCCAGUACAAUGACUGGUUGAUGCACCUAAAGUUGUACAUUUGUAGAACGCAUUCUAAAAUUAUACCUGUUAGUCAAUUAAAACAGAAUAAGAUCUAAUUUAAUAAAGUAUAUAAAGGAUAUUGUAUGUUUGACAGAAUUGGAAUGUGAUCAGAUCCUCAGCAGAGGCGUGUUUCCCUGCUGAGAGAGUUUGUUGCUGGACAAAGGGGGAGUCAAAGUUGUAAAAAGUGUAUUUUUUUAACGCUACAGAGAUAAGCAAAAUUCUAUAAACAAUGUAUCAGUGUCUAGAUCUGACAGACAAGUGCGGUAGCUGUAGAUCAUUGUGAGCCGUUAUUAGUCCUGAAAACGAAACCGUUUGUUAUCUUUACUCCUAUUACUAUUCGCCUGACAAUAAUGUAGCUUGUAGACUUGAAUGUUGAUUUUGCCUAUUUUAUAUCUUUUUUUUAUUUUUUCAACACCGUUUUUUGUUGAUUGUUGUGGUAGAAAAGGAAUAUCUCCAAUGAGUAUCUUUCUGUAGGUGAGAAAGUUCCAAAGCCAACAAGAGUUCUGUUGCUAUCAAGACCUGCAGUAUACAGUACUGUGUGACGUUAAAGCUACACAUACAGUCUGCCUUCCGUAAACACACCCACACACACAGGAGUACAGUGUACCAGUCCCUCCCACAAAUACACACUACUCACUGACCCUCUCCACUUCUCUCAGGUCGAUGCAGAGUAAUGUUUGUUGUUUCCUUUAAAUGGACAUUGAUCUACAGCUCUUCACUGGUCGUUUGAUAUUUCCAUCAUAUUUUGCAGGGAAUAUUCCGAGAGAGAAAAAACACGUUUUCAGAGGUUGUAGUUCUGUAUUAGGAGAGGGAUGUGGGUGCAGUGGGUACCAAAGCAUGUAGCGUCCGUGUUCAACUGUUCAAAGUGUCGGCACACUGAGGGACUGCGAGGUUCAUUCAUGCUUUUAUUGUCAUCCAUCCAAUCUAUCUAUGGUUCCUCUGGGAUGCACACUAGUUUACUUCAUGUAAGUCUCACAUUUGAGUUCUCGAUCUCAGUCGGCCUGUCUGUGUACGCCGUGUCAUAACCCAUCCGAGCACACAGGUUACACCUGAUUUCUUCCACAUGUAGAAAGCUGUACCUGUUCUAAAUGAAUGACCGCUAUAGCUACCGUUUGGGAGUCCAUAUUGCAGUUCUGUUGUGCUGUGGUUCAGCUGUGCAGGGAGUCUUGGGACAACUGUCACUAUCAACACCGCCUGUCAUCACACAGUGACUCGCACACACCGUGAAGUUGAUCUAUCGAUGUUUACACAGAGAAUACUAGGGAUUAUUUUCCCCAUAAAUGCAUAGACUAUUCAAAUGUCAUGUUCAUGAGACACUUAUCUCUGUUUUACCACAUGCUCAUCCUGUUUUAUUUUUCUAUUGCAGACUGAUUUGACUGUAUUUGUAAUUAGUUUGAUGCCUUGUGCUGUAGUCUCUAUCCUGGCUUUAUAAAGGGUGCCUGUUUAACACACUCUGAUGCUUCUAAUAUGGUACACAUGUAAUGUCUGAAGAUGGAAUAAAGCAUGUUUAUUCAUCUAA